Lepidothrix coronata (blue-crowned manakin) is the source of this 11354-nucleotide messenger RNA. RefSeq names its product poly(ADP-ribose) polymerase family member 14 (gene PARP14). Bases 432 to 11354 code for a protein of 3640 amino acids. NCBI's taxonomy places the organism in Eukaryota, Metazoa, Chordata, Aves, Passeriformes, Pipridae. The transcript has 34 exons. Gene Ontology annotation, biological process: negative regulation of gene expression. The record is from RefSeq and is a predicted model, not a curated record. Gene Ontology annotation, molecular function: RNA binding; NAD+ poly-ADP-ribosyltransferase activity; transcription corepressor activity. Gene Ontology annotation, cellular component: nucleus; cytoplasm.
GUGCUCACCAUGGUUCACUCAGUAUGACUGCGUACUAGUCUGAUUUUUAACAUUAUGCCUGAGCCUUCUUGAGCUCAGAGUGUUUCUGCAACCAAUUCAACAUACGUUUUAAAAAGAGGAAUCUAUGGAAGUCUGGGAUUCUGGCAGUGUCAAAUGAAACAAUUCAAGCUGUGUUAGGUCCUGGGUGUACACGAAUGUGACCUUUUUCUUCUUGAAGUACCCAGUAACUGAGAAGUCAUUGUCGUUUAUCUCUAGUUAAUGAACCCCAGGUGUCUCUUCCCAUCUGCCAGAGUAAGGAGACUCCUGUGUGUACUCUGCAGGAGAAGGCAGAAUCAUGUGAGAAAUUGGAAGAAGAAAAAGCAACCUCUAGGAAGUCUGUCAUAGUAGUAACCACUGCCUCUGGGGAAGAAAUAGAAGAUGAGAUUGUGGAAAUGUACUUCGAAAAUAAAAAGAAGUCUGGUGGGGGGAUCAUCAGGUCCUAUGUCAAAGAGGGUCAGCGAGUGAUCAUCACCUUUGAGGAUGAGCAAGAUGCCCAAGAAGUUUUGCAAAGGAAGCAUCACAAGGUGAAGAAAAUUGAUCUGUUUGUGAAGCCAUGGCAAGUGGACACUCUGCAGGAGCCAUGCCAAGCGGAGAACUCUGAAGGAUCCCUGCCUUCCACCUCAGUUGUGCUGGAGAAUAUGAAGGAGACAGCAAAAGAUUGCAUGGUUAUUAUGCUGGUAGAGAACAUCAGCGGCUUGUCAGAGGAUGAUGGUGACUUCAGUGUGGAAAUGAUCCCUGAGUUACGUGCUGCUGUAGUUACUUUUACUGCAAAUACUGAUACGGGGGAAUUUGCUAAAAAGGUUAAUCAAAACCACAGAGCAAAGCAACAAAACAUUACUGCACGGUGCCUCGAGCUAACAAAGAGCAUUAGGGCUGAAAAUAUACCACCCAACACAUCCAGUGACUAUAUAACCAUUUACUUUGAAAAUAAGAGGAACGGAGGUGCACAAGUGACGGAUGUUCAACAGCUGCCUGACGAAGAUGCAGCUAUCAUUACAUUCAGUGACCAUAAAGAUGUAACAAAUAUCCUGGCAAAGAAGCAUACAAUCAACAAAACGCCAAUCUCUGUCUAUCCUUACUACACCUCGCUGGGAACAGCUCUAUAUGGAAAGGAAGGGCCACAGAUAAAGAAGCCAGAUCCAAUUACAUUGCCUCUGGACCCUUAUAUCUGGAAUUAUUUGCAAAAAAAUAGCAGCCUCAUUGCAGCCAUAAAUUGUGAAAUGGCAAAGUGUAAUUGUGUGCCAGCGUGGCCUGAACCCCACUGUGCAGACCCAAAAGUUUCCUUGCAUCCUUCUGCUGUUUUGUGUGAGCGGAAGAGAUCAGUAUCUCAGUUGGUCAAGUCAUGGAAGGAAAAUGUUUCCGCAGCCUUUUCACAAAGCAUAUCAAAGUAUGAAGCAAUUCAAUGUCAAGUAAGCGCAGAGGUGUGGGAAGCCAUUAGAAACAGCUUUCCCUGUGAUGAAGUUCUGAUGAUCCCAUGUAUUUCCAAGGAUUUACUUGUUCUAGUGGGAGAAAAAGAAGUUGUGAGUAACGUUGAACAAGAACUGAAGGUUCUGAUUGAAAAGGCCAUCAGAGAAAUUGAAAGAGAAAAGCAAAGAACUGAACAAGUGGUGACAGUGAGUCCAGGGGAAUAUGGAAUUUUACAGGUUUCUGGCCUGGAAGAAAAAUUUCGUAUGGAGUUCCCAGGUCUGAAAAUAACUUACGAUUAUUUGCAGAAAAUAAUUAGCCUAUGUGGUGUGCCUGAGGAAGUUUAUAAAGUAAAAGGGGAAAUAUUCGAUACUAUGCACAAAAUGGUAAAGAAAACAGUUAAUAUCCACCCUUAUAUUUUCCAGUUUUUAGAGCAUAUUGAUAAUGAAACCCUGUCACAGAGUCUGUUUAUGUCAAAACAAAUUAGUGCCUUUUAUGAGCUUGGCACAGGAGCUGUCAUCUUGAAUGGGAGUACUCCUGAAGAUAUCCUAAAAGCAGAAGAAGAAAUAAAGAAGGAACUGGACUACAGAAGCAUUGCAUUGGAGGAUGAGUCAGUCCUCCGGGAGGAGGAAUGGCAGAUGCUCACCAAGGAAAACUGCUCUAAUGAAGCUGUAACAGUCACUCAGGCAGGAAGUCAGGUCGUCAUUGCUGGUUGUUCUCAAGCAGUAGCAAAAGCCUUUGAGGAACUUUCCAGCUUUAUAGAUGAAAACACACAGGUACAAAGGGUCAUUGGAGGAAAGCCCAUGGCGGUCAUAAUGUUCUUUGAGAAAGAGAAGGUUGAUGUUUGGGGUGGCUUACUGAAAAAAGGUGUGAAAGUUGACUUUAGCACACAGAAAAAGUGUAGGGUUAUAUCCUUGAGUGGAUCAAGGCCAAAAGUGCUGGAAGGAGUCAGCCUAGUUGAGCAAAUACUAUCUGGCCUGUACUAUAAGCGUGUGGUAAUUGGAGCACCAGGAGCCAAGUCAUAUUUCAAAGAGCAUGAACGGGUUUUGGCCUCCCAUGCAAAACAAGAGUUUAAAUGUUUAGUCCGGCUGGAAGAGCACUCAGAAGAGCACCUGGAAGAACAGCAAGAACAUAGUAAUGAAGGCAAGCCCUAUAUGCAAGUGACCAUGGGUGAAAUUGUAAUAGCAGUUUAUAGAGCUGACUUAUGCACUCAUUCUGUUGAUGUUGUGGUGAAUGCGUCUAAUGAAGACCUAAAGCACAUUGGUGGCCUUGCUGAUGCACUGUUAAGAGCUGCUGGUCCAGCACUGCAAGAAGAGUGCGAUGAGCUGGUGAGGAAGAACGGGCAUUUCCAGCCCGGGAGCGCAGUUCUCACGGGCGCUGGGAAACUCCCCUGCAAGAGCGUCAUUCAUGCUGUUGGGCCCAGGUGGAGGAAGGAGGAGCCAGAAAGGUGCGUGGACUUGUUGAGGAAGACAGUGAAGAAAAGUCUAGAACUAGCUGAAACAUACAAUUGUUCUUCCAUAGCUCUGCCUGCUAUAAGUGGAGGGAUUUUUGGCUUUCCACUGGAACUCUGUACAUAUUCAAUUGUAUCCUCUAUCAAGGAGACCUUGGAAGGAUCCAAGGGGGACAGCAGCUUGAAGGAAGUUCAUCUUGUGGAUAUUGUACAGGAUAACAUUCAGGCUUUCAGCAAGGCACUUAGAGAAGUGUUUCCAGAUUCUUCACCUUCCUACGGGUCCCUGCAUCAGGCCAGUAAAAUUCCUCAACCUAGAGAGCGCAAAAUUUCUCAAAAAAGCAAGAACUUACCAUGCAUAACAACUGAGGAAGGCCUUGAUAUUGUGCUGCAAACAGGAAGCAUUGAAGAUGCUACAACAUCCAUUAUUGUCAUCAGUGUUGGCAAAGAUCUCCAGCUUGAUAAAGGGCCACUUGCUAAAGCUUUGCUAAGCAAGGCAGGGCCAAUGCUUCAGACAGACUUGAGAAAAGAAGGCCUAGGAAGAGCUGAGGAGGGAGCUGUAUUGAAAACAAAUGGUUACAAUCUAGACUGCAGUGUUGUGCUUCAUGCUAUUGUACCUGCGUGGUUCCAGAGAAAAACAUCUUCAAAGGUCUUUGGUGACAUCAUUACAAAAUGUCUGGAGAUUGCUGAAGAACUGUCUCUAAAGUCAAUUACUUUCCCAGCAAUUGGGACAGGAAAUUUAGGAUUCCCAAUCUUUAUUGUUGCUGAAUUAUUGUUUGACAAGGUGUUUGAAUUCAGUAGUAAAAAUGGUGUAAAUUCUCUUGAGGAAGUUCACUUUCUAUUGCAUCCAAAAGACACAACUCAUAUUCAGGUAUUUUUAGAUGAACUUGAGAAGAGGUGUGGAAAUACUGCAGGUGUUGAAAUGCAGAAGCCUUCUCCAAAUGAGGCUGGCCAAGGCACAGCUUUUUCUACUACCUCUUCAACCUCAGCACAUAAUUUACUUGAGAUGACAAUUGGCUCCAUCAUGUUCCAAGUGGCAGAAGGUGAUAUUACCAAGGAAAAGGGAGAUGUCAUUGUAAACAUAACAAACCAAACCUUCAACCUCCAAACAGGUGUCUCAAGAGCAAUUCUGAAUGGUGCUGGAAAAGCAGUUGAAGUUGAAUGUUGUCUACUAGCCCAGAAACCUCACAAGAGCUAUAUCAUCACCCAAGCAGGAAACCUGCCAUGCAAAAAAAUAAUCCAUUUUGUUGCCCAAGAUGAUAUCAAGUUUCUAGUUUUCCAGGUGCUCCAGGUGUGUGAAUUACAGGGGUACACCUCUGUCGCCUUCCCAGCAAUUGGAACAGGAGAGGCAGGCCGCAAUCCUGCUGAGGUAGCUGACAAGAUGAUAGAUGCAGUAACUGACUUUGCAAGAAGGAACUCUCCUGCAUCUGUGAAAACUAUUAAAGUUGUCAUCUUUCAGCCACAUCUGCUGAGUGUGUUCCAUGCAAGCAUGCAGAAAAGAGAAAGGCCUACUAAAACACCAGUCAAAUCAUUUAUUUCCAAGAUAAAAUCAUUCCGGAGCCCUGAGAAACGUUCCCUAAAGGAAAAAAACACAGGAGUUUUGGAAAAGAAAAUCGACCCGGCUGUUGUGCAAAUUUGCGGUGAAAUUAAAAAGGAAGUGGAAGAAGCUGAAAACUGGCUGAGAAGUGCAAUUUCAAAGGAACAGCUUCAGAUAGAAAUUGUAGAUGACUCCAUCUCUCAUUUCAGUAAAGAAGAGAAUGAGGAACUGCAUCACCUACAAAAGAAAUUAAAAAUUGCUCUUUAUUUGAAGGGUACCUCUAUUGGAAUUUCAGGUUUUGGGAAAGAUGUCUGGAUUGCUCAUUCAGCUAUUCAGAAAAUGAUCCUCAGGGUAAAAGCUACUAAACAGGAAGAGGUCCAAGCAGGACUUUUAAAAAAUUUAAUUGAAUGGCAAUAUUUUGAAGAGGAUUCCUAUGUGCCCUUUGAUAGUCUUACAAAUAUGCAGUUGGAAAAUGCUUACAGGGGAAAGCAGAAAAGUAUUUCAGUCACCAUUGGUGGGAAAAAAUACACAGUGGAUAUGAAACUUAAAUAUGCUGUGGAUGACCAAGGAAAACAAACAGCCAUCAGACGUGUCGAUAAAUCUGAAGAUCAAGAGUCAACAGUGCUCCCUGCAACAUGGGACAAUAUGGAAAAUGAGCGACUCAAAAUAGUGGAACUAAGACCAGAAACAAGAGAGUACAGAGAUGUGCAGGAAAGGUUUCUGCAGACCUGUCAGUCAUUCAGAAUUGAAAAGAUUGAAAGGGUACAGAACCCAUAUUUUUGGAAGGCCUACCAAAUAAAAAAGCGUGAAAUGGAUAAAAAAAAUGGCAACACAAAUAAUGAGAGGCUUCUGUUUCAUGGGACGAGUAAAGAGUCAUUAACCUUAAUUAACAACCGUGGAUUUGACCGGAGCUAUGCUGGAAUGCACGCUGCAAACUUCGGAAAUGGAACGUACUUUGCUGUUAAUGCCAACUAUUCUGCCCACGACAACUACUCUAAACCAGACAUGAAUGGGAAGAAGCACAUGUACUUGGCUCGAGUCCUUGUUGGAGAAUAUUCUCAGGGCAGAAAAGGAGCGAUCACUCCAGAACCAAAAAAUGCUAGUAACUCUAUAGAUCUGUUUGACAGUUCGACUGAUGAUGUGAGCCGGCCAUCCAUGUUUGUAAUUUUUAAUGACAUUCAAGCUUACCCAGAAUACCUUAUCACUUUCACUAACAGCCUCACAAAUAUGCAGUUGGAAAAUGCUUACAGGGGAAAGCAGAAAAGUAUUUCAGUCACCACUGGUGAGAAAAAAUACACAGUGGAUAUGAAAUUUAAAUAUGCUGUGGAUGACCAAGGACAGCAAACAUCCAUUAGACAUGUUGAUAAAUCUGAAGCUGCGACGGGGGUCCCGAGGAGCCGGCCUGGAGCAGAUGUGUCGCGACAGACGGCAGCGGAGCCCCGAGAGGCGGGUGCCUGCCGGGAAAAGGCGCGGCCGCCGCUCUGGGAAGCGAAAGCGAAAGCGGCGGGGAGCGGAUCCGUCGGUGCGGCGAUGGCGGGGCAGCGCCCAGGCGCCUUCCCGCUGCUGGUGCGCGGGGACUGGGGCUCCGCCGAGCCGCCGCCCGCCCUGAAGAAGAAGCUGCUCUGCUACUUCCAAAGCCAGAAGCGCUCGGGAGGCGGCGAGUGCGAGCUGCGGGCCGGGACCGACGCCGAGACCGGGACCGGGCACCUCCUCGUCUGCUUCGCCCGCCCCGAGGUGAAGCAACGAGUUCUUCAGAGACAGCCUCAUGAGUUGCAUUUGGAAGGAAAAGGAAAAGUGAAGUUGACUGUCACAGAGCCUGAAACCACACGAGCUACUGAAGAGGAGACACUUGAAGAAAAACUAGCUCCCACAGAGGCUCUGGAUGCCAUGAGCAACCUUCAAACAAAAGAGAGUUUUGUUCCAAGCAGUGAACUCCAGGAAGAAGCUAGCUCUGCAGAGACCUCACCUUCGGUGGUGUUUGAGAACAUACAAAAUUGCAGUCCAAACUGCUUACAUUUGCUGUUGGAGAACAUCAGCGGCCUGACUGUAGAUGAGGACUUCACUGUGGAAGUGAUACCUGAAAUAAAUGUUGCUGUAGCUACCUUUAUACAAAGUCUUGAUACUGAAGAAUUUGUGAAAACAUGUUUACAACACAAGAGAGUCAGAGAAUUCAAAAUGACUGCCAGGGUUCUUGAAUUGACCCGGACCAUCAAGGCUGAAAACCUACCGGACAGCAUUUCCCCAGAUUACAUCACAGUUUACUUUGAGAGUGCGCGGAACGGAGGGGGGCCUGUGUCAGAUGUCCAGCACUUCCCUGAGGAGAACUCAGCCAUCAUUACUUUCUGUGAUCGCAAAGAUGUGAACACAGUCUUGGAAAAGCAGCAUUUGCUGGAACAGACACUGAUUUCUGUGCAUCCCUAUUACCACUCCCUGGGAACAGCUCUCUACGGAGGAGAAAGACCAACUAUCAAGAUGCCAGACCCCGUUGGGGUGCCACUAGACCCGUAUGUCUGGCAGUUUUUACAAAGGCAUGAUAAACUGAUCCAAGGCAUAAACCAGGAAAUGGCAGUUUGCCAUUGUGAGCUCAAAUGGCCCCAGGGAGACCGUGCAAACCCCAACGUCACGUUGUGCCCUUCGUCAUCUCUCUCUGAGCAGAGCAAGACAAUGAUUAAGUUGAUCAAGACGUGGAAGCAAGAUGCUUCUGAGGAGUUCUCACGUAUCAUGGCACGUUACACAGCUAUAAAAUGUAAAGUCAAGUCAGCAGAUUGGGGAGAUGUGAAAACCAGGUUGUUGGAAGAUGUUUCUUUGAUCAUAACUGAUAUUUCUGAGGACAUGGUGGUGAUUGCAGGCAGCAGAGCAGCAGUGGAGAGCGCAGAGAAAGAAGUGAGGGAAUGCAUGGAAAAGGCCAUGAAGCAAAGUGAAAGGGAAAAACAAAGCAUAGAAAUUUCUGUGCCAGUGGUCCCAGGGAAGUAUGCUGUGCUACACAGUGCUGGGUUAGAAGAGAAUAUUCACAAGGAAUAUCCGUGCCUCAGGAUCUUUUAUGAUGACAAAAAAAAGGCUGUUCAGUUGUGUGGAUUACCUGCGGAAGUAUAUAAAAUCAAAGCUGACUUACUGGAAAAGGUGUUGAGUAUGCCUUGUACAUCAGUGUCCAUUGAUCCCCAUGUUUUCCACUAUCUACAGGGUUUGGAUAAUAAAAAUAUGUCAGAUACAUUAUUCCUUCAGAAAAAAAUUAAUACUUUUUAUGAACUUGAGAAGGAUACUGUGUUGCUGUAUGGAGAUACUCUCACAGACCUUUUAGAAGCAGAAAAGCAAAUAAAAACCAGCUUAGAAUCCAAGUGCAUCAAUGUGGAGGACGGUGAGGUCGUGAAAAAAGAGCAGUGGAAGAAACUUCUUGUCUCCUUGCAUAAGACAUACAGUUCUUCCCAGGAAACUGUAAUCACUGAGCAGUCUGUUGGAAAAGAAAAUAAAGUGAUUAUUGCUGGGUUUUCUAAGGCUGUGACAGAGGUUUAUCAGAAGCUUAAUGAUUUUAUAGAUAAAAACACGCUUGUGGAAAAAAUAAUCCCAGCAAAUUCAGUGGUGGUAGAGUUCAUAGAGAAGGAGAAAUCUGGUGCUUAUUGUGAAUUGAGGAAGAAAGGGGUGACAGUACGUUUUGACAUCAAGACACCAUGUAUUUCCCUGAGGGGACCAAGAGCAGAAGUGCCAGAAGCAGUCAACAUGUUUGAAAAACUUGUCUCAUCCCUUUACUCAAAAAAUGUGCCAAUUGAUAAGCCAGGAGCCAAAGAGUUCUUCAUUGAGAGGCAAGAUUCCUGUGUUUUUGAGGCAAAGCAGAAAUUUAGCUGUUUCAUUAGAAUCAAGGAAGAAGAAGAAAAACAACAACAACAAUGGAAGGGUGAGAAAGUGAAAAGAAAGCUCUACUACGAAACAAGACUGCCACAUGGAAUUGUAGUAGCAGUGUAUAAAGGUGACUUGAGUGAUUAUCCUGUUGAUGUUGUGGUGAAUGCAUCUAAUGAAAACCUACAGCUCCUUGCUGGCAUUUCUGGGGCACUGUUAAGAGCUGCUGGUCCAGCACUGCAAGAAGAGUGCGAUGAGCGGGUGAGGAUGAUCGGGCGUUUCCAGCCCGGGAGCGCAGUUCUCACGGGAGCUGGGAAACUCCCCUGCAAGAGCGUCAUUCAUGCUGUUGGGCCCAGGUGGAGGAAGGAGGAGCCAGAAAAGUGUAUAUGGUUGUUAAAAAAGGCAGUGAAGAAAAGUCUAGAACUAGCUGAAACAUACAAUUGUUCUUCCAUAGCUCUGCCUGCUAUAAGCGGAGGGAUUUUUGGCUUUCCACUGCAGACAUGUGCAGAUUCAAUUGCAUCUGCCAUCAAGGAGACCCUGGAAGGAUCCAUGGGGGACAGCAGCUUGAAGGAGGUCCAUCUUGUGGAUAAUGCUGAAGAAACCGUUCAGGUCCUGAGUGAGACAGUAAAAGAAGUGUUUUCAGGUAAAUCAUCCUCCCCAAGACCGCAUGUGGAAAGCUGUAAGAUGAGAAAAAGGCAGAAGGAGAAGACAAAAGAAGAUGGGAAGAUGGUUACUACAAAGGAAGGACUUUGUGUCCAUGUAGAGGAGAAAAACACUCAGGAAGCCACGACGGAUGUUGUUGUCAACAGUGUUGGCUCAGAUCUGCAGUUUGGCGUGGGGCCUCUUUGCAAAGCCUUGCUGGAAAGAGCUGGACCAGCACUCCAAGUAGAGUUUGACAAAGAAAAACAAAGUCAGGCUUCUGGUCCAGGGAGUGUGGUCUGCACCAGUGGACAUGCUCUGGCCUGCAAGUCCGUGUUUCAUGCCAUACUACCCGGGUGGAAUGGAGCAGAGACAGAGAAGGUCCUAGAAGAUGUAAUCAAUUUGUGCUUGAAGAAAGCUGAAAAACUUGGACUGAAAUCGAUCUCUUUCCCAGCUAUUGGGACCGGAGGAUUUGGAUUUCCUAAAACCGUUGUUUCUAAGUUAAUGUUUGAUGUGGUGUUUGAGUUCAGUAGCAGCCACACUCUGAAAAAUCUCCAGGAAGUUCAUUUUCUCUUGCAUCCAAAAGACAUUGAUAACAUUCAGGCUUUUACCACUGAACUAGAACAUAGGGUAGCUGCAAGUUGCAAUGCUGCAGCACCACAGCCAAGUUUCAUUACGCCUGUUUCUACUGAAGUAUUGGGAGUUCAUGAAAUGAGGAUUGGUUCCAUCACGCUCCAAGCAAUUAGUGGAGAUAUUACCAAGGAAGAUACAGAGGUUAUUGUAAACAUAUCAAAUCCAUCAUUCGAUGCCAAAACAGGGGUCUCCAAAGCCAUUAUGGAUGCUGCUGGUUCCCAGGUGGUAGACGAAUGUGCUCAAUAUGCUGGGCAGCAUCAAAGUGGCUUUAUUACUACACAAGGUGGAAAUCUGUUGUGCAGUAAAAUCAUUCACUUGCUUUCCAAUAACCACGUGAAGAGUCAGGUCUCCAAAGUGCUUCACGAGUGUGAGCAAAGGAUGUACAAAUCUGUUGCCUUCCCAGCUAUUGGAACAGGUCAAGCAGGACAGAGUCCAGCAAAGGUGGCUGAUGAAAUGUUGGAUGCCAUAGUGGAAUUUGCAAGCAAAAAAUCAGUACAGCAUUUACAGACAAUUAAAAUCGUCAUCUUCCAGACAAAUAUGCUGAAGGACUUCUAUGAAAGCAUGAAGAAAAGAGAAGAUUUGGAGUCAUCCACGGCGGAUUCCUGGUUUUCUGUGCUUAAAUCCUUGCUUUGGGGCAAAAAGCAGUCUACUGAGAAGAAAAAGCCCAUGAUUUUGGAGAAGAAAGUCAAUUUAGUCACGUUUCAAAUUUGUGGAGAAAGCCGAGAAAAUGUGGAUGCAGCUGAGUCCUGGAUAAAGGAUUUAAUUUUAAAGGAACAGAGUGAAACUACUUUUACAAAUGAGCUAAUUGAAAGUUUUGGUGAGAGGGAAAUUGCUACUUUAGUAGAUCUCCAGAGAAGAAAGCAUGUCACCAUUCAGCUUGACAGUAAACUUUCUCCCCCAGUAAUUACUAUUUCUGGUAUUAGCAGAGAUGUCUGGUUUGUUUUGGUAGAAAUUCAGACAAUGAUCCAAAAAAUGAAGGAUGUUGAAGAAGAACAAUCCAAGGCAGAACUUCUUUCUAACCUGGUAGAAUGGAGGUAUCUAGGAAGCAACGAUACCUUUGUUGCUUUUGAUAAACGGACAAAUAUGCAGCUGGAGGAUGCCAGACUAGCUAAAAAACCAUAUCUCAAUGUCAAAAUCAACAAGAAGAACUACAAGGUGGAUCUGAAUACUCUACAGGCUCAUGAUGACCAAGGAAAAACUAUAAACAUUCAGCGUGUGUCAAAGAAUGAAGAGCUCCCUAAGGAGUGGGAAGACUUGCAAAAUGAACAGGUCAAACUGGUGAAUCUCAAGACAUCACAUCCGGAUUAUAGAACAGUUGAGAAGAUGUUUAGGACAACCUGUGGCAACUUUACCAUAGAGAAGAUUGAAAGAGUACAAAAUCCCUUCCUCUGGCAGACAUACCAAAUAAAAAAAAAAUCUGUCUGUAAAAAGAACAAAAAGGAAAAUAAUGAGAAGUUGCUAUUUCAUGGGACAGCUGCAUCCUCACUGAGCACGAUCAACCACUGUGGAUUUAAUCGUGGAUUUGCUGGAAAGAAUGCUGCAGCCAUUGGAAACGGAACCUACUUUGCUGCUCAUGCAAGUUAUUCUGCUCAGAAUCAGUAUUCUGUUCCGGAUGGGAAUGGCAAAAAACACAUGUACUUGGCUCGGGUCCUCACUGGGGAGUACUGUGCUGGGAAGGCUGGACUAAUCACUCCACCACCAAAGAACCCAGCAGAUCCUACUGACCUGUAUGACAGCGUAGUUGAUAAUGUGUCUAAUCCAACAGUGUUUGUCAUUUUUAAUGACAUUCAGGCAUAUCCGGAAUACCUUAUUACUUUCAAAUAA